UUUCUAAUCUUUUUGUUUGUUUGUUUGUUGUUGUUUUUUUUUGUAUUUUUAAAAAAUUUGUUUUAAAAACUGAGCAAGGUUCUCUCUUGAAGAAGCCAGAGCUCCCAUUUCUCCCAUUUCUAGUUGUAACCAAUGAAUAUGUUUGAGAAGAAAUCAAUCAAUAUUUUAUUCCACAUAUUUUAAUCACAUCUUAUAAAGCAAAAUGCUUGACCAUGAGUUUGCAUUACUAAAAGCAACUCUAAACUGAAUGUGGCCAAGAUAAACCACAUUCCCGCCCAGUUCCCGCUCUCAGUUUUCAGGAUUGUUGCUUUAUGUAGUGGAAUGACGUGAUUUCGCAUGAUUCAAGGAGUCUGAUGUAGUUUCUAGCAGUGUUUGUUUUACUUUGAUAGAAUUACUGGCCGUGCCACAUUCUGUCUGUCCAUGCGAUUUUACGGUCACCAGCUCCUCAGCCAGUGUGGCAGUGAACUGCCCUUGACUCAAUGGCAGGACUUCUUUUCAUGCAAAAGAGUGGGAUUCCUGAAACAGUAAAACUUUAGCCAUGUCCUUUAAAAACCUUGCAGACAAAAGUGUGAGACAAUACAGGAUACCACCCUGCAACUCUCCAUUCUCUUUAUAAGAUGAACAGACUCCUUAUUGGCCAGUGGUGUGGGACAUGGUUGUAAGGUGUCUGCUAAGUGGUCUGUCAGUAGUAUUUUCCGUCCUAUGACCCUAAAUCUACAUGGUCCGUGUUACCUUGGACUCCCCUCAGCAUGCCCUAUUCAUGUGUGGAAUCUCAUUGUUGUUGUGGACAUCAAUUCAAGCUGGUGUUUUUAAGGCCAGAGGGAGGCUCCUACUUCAUUAGAGCUGUUUUUCGAGGGCUGGGUUUAGUGCAAGCUCAACAUCUGCAGCUGGCAACCAGUUUAGGGUGAAUAGGUGAGACGAUUCACAAAUUUGGGGGAAACAGAGAUUUGGUGUAAAGGUUUACCUGUAAAGAAGGCAAAUUGAGUAAAGUCUUUAAAAAUGGCAUCUGCUUCACUGACAACUUGGUGUCUCCUCACAAUUUGGACACUUAUCCCAGCUGUGCAUCUCGAGGAAGAGGAGCUUAAUGAAACUGUCAUAUGUACCAACGAGCAGAUACAAGUGACCAUUCCAAGUGCUUUUUUUCUCAACAAGGACCCCCCUGUUUAUAUUUGGGAUUUGCACCUAAAUGACCCAGAGUGUCGUGGCGUUGAGAUUGGAGGUGACUAUGUCUUCACGAUCAAGACUAAUCUUACAGACUGUGGUACCAUUAUGGCAUCUGAUGAGACUUACAUCAUGUUCACCAACACCAUUCACAAUAAUGAAACAGACAUUAUCACUAGAAGCUAUGUCAACAUUACAUUUGGAUGUCGCUACCCUGCAAACUACAUGGUCCAGCAGCCUAACGGAGAAAAUAUGAUCCGAGUGGACAUCAGGACGAUCACUCUGGACACAGAAGAUGGAAAUUUCUCAGUGUCCAUGCUGCUUUAUAAAGAUGAGGACUUCGAGGACAAAUGGACCACUGUUCCCUCUCUAAUGCUUGAUGACAACAUCUAUGUGAAAGUUUUCAUGAUACCUGCGAAUCUCAUGCUCCGAGUGGACAGAUGCUGGGCCACGCCGAACCAUGAUCCAUACAGCAACAUUCAGUACACUUUCAUCAAGGACAGCUGUCCAGUGCUGACCAAUGACCAGACGCUGUCUGUGAUGAAGAAUGGACGAGGCCCAGAAGCUCUAUUCAGGAUCCAAAUGUUUAAGUUUGUGGGCAGCUCCUACACAGACAUCUUCCUCCACUGUAAUGUGCAGAUCUGUCACAGCAGUGCAGGAGCAUGCCGGCCUAACUGCUCCACUGAGGAUGCAUCAGCACGCACACGCAGAGACGUUGCUCUGUCCCACACUGUGUCCUAUGGACCAAUAAAAAGACGUGAGGUUCACUCUGACAAAAGCACUCUGAAUGCAAGUGUGCCCCCAGUGGAAACCUUUGUGCUCGGAGGUCUGUUGGUGGUUCUGCUGCUCAUCACUGGUGUGUUUGGGAGGCUGUGGCUCAAAAGUAGACGGUCUUAUCCUACCCAAGAGGCCCAACUUACCCUGUCCAACAUACACCACAUCUCAGAGGUGGCCAGCUAAGCUGGGGUCCACAAGAAAUUACCUCUCUUACACACACCGACACAUAAUUAAAUAUAUAUUCUGUACAGAGAGCAUUAGAACUAUAGUAUGUUGUUUUAAUGAACUACAAACAAAUAGGUGUAGUAUAUACAGUAUAUAGGUUUCAUUGAGAAAGAUUUGUUAGAUGUGCAUUUAUUUUUAUGAUUCUUUAAUCUGUUGUUUUUAUUUGCUGUCAAAUAUGGCUAGGGAAAUGAAGAAAUUUAAAAUAAAAGAAAUUUCAUAUA
This is a messenger RNA of Pangasianodon hypophthalmus (striped catfish), 2384 nucleotides long. RefSeq names its product uromodulin. Gene Ontology annotation, biological process: neutrophil migration. NCBI's taxonomy places the organism in Eukaryota, Metazoa, Chordata, Actinopteri, Siluriformes, Pangasiidae. The record is from RefSeq and is a predicted model, not a curated record. The coding region runs from base 1000 to 2121 and encodes 373 amino acids. The transcript has 9 exons. Gene Ontology annotation, cellular component: apical plasma membrane; cell surface.